This is a messenger RNA of Cryptomeria japonica (Japanese cedar), 12306 nucleotides long. Its product is annotated as E3 ubiquitin-protein ligase UPL1. The transcript has 16 exons. Lineage: Eukaryota; Viridiplantae; Streptophyta; Pinopsida; Cupressales; Cupressaceae. The record is from RefSeq and is a predicted model, not a curated record. Gene Ontology annotation, molecular function: protein binding; ubiquitin-protein transferase activity. Bases 482 to 11833 code for a protein of 3783 amino acids. Gene Ontology annotation, biological process: positive regulation of protein catabolic process; protein polyubiquitination; proteasome-mediated ubiquitin-dependent protein catabolic process.
UUAACUUUUUUUCCCUUAUACGGUCGAAAAGAUUCAUUUACUUGGCGGUGUAAAAAGAGGCGUUUAGGGUCUUCAGUUGGAUCGAAAACCCUGCUCCGCACAUUGUGUUGCAAUUGUGCGAGCUUCGAACACGCGACCCUCUUUAUUGUACAGAUUCCGCUGUUAACAAAAUAAUAUUACGGCCUCUGCGAUUUUAUUAUACUUUGUUUUUAAACAGUUUUCGCCUUCACACACCGGCUAUCAGAGCGAGUUGGGGUCGAUCUGCCGGCAAACAAUCGGCAAUUUCACUGCGAAUUUUGCCGGCGUAAAGGCUGCAAAUUCUUAGGGUUUUACCAGAAAUUUAUCGGCGAAGUUCGGAUUACAAUUCGGUGUAGCGGUGGGGUUCCUGAGCGGCGAUCGUAGGGGAAUUUUUUCGCACGUUUGAUAUGCGCUGAAGUUUGAGUUUGCAGUGGAAGGGUUUUUUACGUUCGAGUAAUCAGCCAUGAAGUUCAAGAAGAGAAGGGGCACGGAGGCUCCACCAAAAGUGAGAACCUUCAUCAACAAUGUUAUCAGUGUUCCUUUUGAAAACAUAGAGCUUCCUCUUAAAACAUUUGUAUGGGAGUAUGAGAAGGGCGAUUUUAAUCACUGGAUUGAGCUUUUUAAUCAUUUUGAUUCAUUCUUUGACAAGUAUGUAAAGCCAAGAAAAGAUUUGCAGCUGGAUGAUGAUUUUCAGGAGGCCGAUGCACCUUUUCCAAGAUUGGCUAUUCUUCAGAUCCUCCGGGUGUCUCGAACUAUACUGGAAAACUGUACAAAUAAGCACUUCUAUUGCUCCUAUGAACAGCAUCUUUCAUCAUUGCUCGCUUCUUCAGAUGCAGAUGUGGUAAUCGCUAGUUUACAGACCUUGGCUGCAUUUGUAAAAAAACCAGUGGGAAAGUGUCCAAUUCGAGAUACUUCUCUCAAUGCAAAAUUGUUUGCCUUAUCUCAAGGAUGGGGUGGUAAAGAAGAAGGUCUUGGACUGUUAGCUUGCUCUACUGAAAAUGGCCCUGAUCUUGUUGGAUAUCGGCUAGGUUCUGCUCUUCAUUUUGAAUUUUAUGUAGAUGAAUCUGUUAAAAAGGGGGAUUCUGGAGAUGAGGAGUUGAGAUCCACAGGUUUGCAAGUUAUUCAUAUACCUGACAUGAGUAUGCACCCUGAAAGUGAUAUUCAGCUUUUGAAACACUUGAUAGAUGAAUAUAAGGUGCCUACUGGCCUUAGAUUUUCAUUACUAACUAGGCUACGCUUUGCAAGAUCUUUUUCACGGUUGGAUAGCAGACGACUAUACAUAUGCAUUCGUCUUCUUGCGUUUACAGUGCUUGUCCAAGCAAGUAAUGAUGCUAAUGACCUGACUGCAUUUUUCACAAAUGAACCUGAGUUUGUAAAUGAACUUGUAUCUUUGGUACGCUUUGAUGAUGCAGUACCUGAAGAUAUUCGCAUUUUGGCAAUUCUAGCCUUAACUGCUCUUUAUCAGGAUAGGUCACGUCAAACAACAGUUUUAAAUGUCAUCACAUCAGGUGGCCAUCGUGGUAUCUUACCCAGUCUCAUGCAGAAGGCAAUAAGUUCAAUUUCCAGUGGAUCAGCCGAUUGUUCAAUUUCUUUUCUAGAAGCACUUCUUUCUCUGGUAACAGUUUUAGUCUCAUCUUCAUCAGGUUGUUCUGCUUUGAGGGACGUGGGAUUAAUGCCAACAUUGCUGCCUCUUCUAAAAAACUUGAAUACACAGCACAUACACUUGGUAACUGCAGCUGUACAUGUGCUUGAGGCUUUUAUGGAUUACAGUAAUCCUGCAGCAAUUUCAUUCAGAGAUUUAGGAGGUUUGGAUAAUACCAUUGCCCGGUUAAAGCUUGAAGUCUGUCGUGUUGAGGAGGGUACAUGGAAGGAGACAGCAGAAAUACAACUACAUGGUAAGGGAAAAGCUCCUAUAAGUGAUGCUAGUGUUUCUGAGGUAGCACAGACAGUUCAGUCUGAGACAUUGGUUCCUUAUCAUAGAAGGCUUCUUAUGAAAGCUUUGCUACGGGCUAUAUCUCUUGGUACAUAUGCUCCUGGAAAUACUGCACGACUGUAUGGAUCUGAAGACAGUGCAUUGCCAUUUUGCCUGUGUACCAUAUUCAGGAGAGCAAAAGAUUUUGGUGGUGGUGUGUUUUCGCUUGCAGCUACGGUAAUGAGUGAUCUUAUUCACAAAGAUCCAACUUGCUAUUCUGUGCUAGAUUCUGCUGGUUUGCCUGAUGCCUUUUUGGGUGCUAUCUUGGCUGGUGUUCUUCCUUCUGCAGAAGCAGUAUCUUGUAUACCACAAUGUUUGGAUGCAUUGUGCCUCAAUAACCUUGGUCUUCAGGCCAUUAGUGAACGUGGUGCAUUGAAAUGUUUUGUGAAAAUUUUUACAUCCAAAAUCUACUUACGGGCUUUGGCAAAUGACACUCCUGGAUCCUUAUCAACUGCUUUAGAUGAGCUAAUGCGCCAUGCAGCUUCUUUGCGUGGACCUGGGGUUGAUGUAUUGAUUGAAAUCUUAAACACCAUAGCAAAAAUUGGAUCUGCUCAAGAAACACCUUCCUUGUUGCAAGAUUCUGCUGGCACAUCUGUUCCCAUGGAAACAGAUUUUAUUUCAGUAGAUGGAGAGGAGUCUUCAAGUGCGACUCCUGAGCAGGCAGUUGAUGUUUCGGCUGAUAGUUUAAGUUCAAACAUGGAAGCUUUUCUCCCAGAUUGUAUUAGCAAUGCCACACGUCUCUUGGAAAAUAUUCUUCAUAAUACAGAUACAUGUGGGGUGUUUAUCGAGAAAAAGGGUAUUGAAGCUGUGCUGCAGCUGUUUGAUUUACCACUUUUGCCAUUGUCGUUUGCAAGUGGCCAGAAUAUUGCUGUUGCUUUCAAAAACUUUUCACCACAGCACUCAUCUCCGCUUACAAGGGCUGUUUGCACUGCUCUUAGAGAUCAUUUGAAGCCUGCACUUCAGUUAGCAGAUUCUCUGGCUGGGACGAAGUUAGCAGAUGUUGAAGUAUCAGAGCGAAUGAGAAUUUUGAGAUGCUUUUCCAGUCUUGAAGGGGUUUUAUCUUUCUCAACCCAUCUGCUGAAAAGUACUACAACAAUGAUGCCCGAGCUUGGUUCUGGUGAUGCAGAUAUCUUGAAAGAUGUAGGAAAAGUUUACAAAGAAGUACUUUGGCAGAUAUCUCUAGUCAAUGAUGCGAAGAAAGAGAUUGAACAGGCACCCACAGCUGUAAACGCAUCAGGAUCAGAAGUGACCAAUGAUGCUAGUACAGUUUCGGUUGUUAGAUAUGUUAAUCCAGUGUCUAUGAGAAAUGGGCCUUCAUCUGGUUGGGGAAUUGAUCCAGAGUUCCUUUCUGUUAUACAUGCAGGAGAAGGAUUGCAUCGUCAUAGUCGGAGGGACCAUGGUGUUGAUAGCCUUUCAAGAAUGCGUCUUGGUCGACUUGGACGACAAGCAGAUUCAUCGGAUAUUGAUAUUGGUGGCUCGGUAAAUGCAGCUGAAACAUCACAAUCCCAGGAGUCUAAAAGGAAGUCACCUGAUUUCCUUGACUUUGAGACCAUAAGUAAAGUUGCUACUGCCAUGCGAUCCUUCUAUGUCAAUCUUGUAAAGGUAUUGGUAGUUCCGAAUCGUCGCCGAGAUGAUACAGGAUCACUUAGUGGUGCGGCAAAGAGUGUGGUGGUUUCUCUUGCAAAACUUUUUAAUGAGAGUCUUGAUGUGGAGAAAAACUGGACCUUUUCUGAGUUUGAGUUAUCACUUUCUACAAAAUGUAGGUACUUGGGUAAGGUUGUGGAUGACAUGGCAGCAGUUAUUUAUGACAACCGAAGACGCAUGUGCAAUACAGCGGUAGUGAAUUAUUUUUAUUCACAUGGUACAAUCCAAAAAUUGUUGACUACUUUUGAAGCAACAGGUCAAUUACUAUGGAGUGUACCAGUUAUUUCACAGCCAGGAAUGGAAACUGAAAAUGAAAAGGAGAAUGGGAAUGACAAGAUGGAGCAUGCCCCUUGGUUAUUAGAGACAUUGCGAAGUUAUUGUAAACUCUUGGAGCAUCUUGUUAAUUCUUCUUUGCUCUUAACUACAAAUUCUUCUUCACAGCUAUUAGUUCAACCAGUAGUUGGAGCAUCUUUCCAAGUUCCAAGGGAUCCAGAGGUCUUUGUCCGCACCAUUCAGGCCCAAGUUCUAUGUGCUGUUCUCCCCAUCUGGAACCAUCCAAUGUUCUGUCGUUGUAAUCCAUCUCUGAUUACAUCUGUAGUUUCAAUCAUUACCCAUGUGUACUCUGGCACAGGUGAUGCUAAAGGAAACAGAAAUGGUGUUCCAGGAAGCAGUGCUCAACGUUUCAGAGGUCAUCCACCAGAUGAGACUUCUAUUUCUAUGAUAGUUGACAUGGGUUUCCCAAGGUCUAGGGCAGAGGAAGCAUUAAGGCGGGUUGAAACAAACAGCGUUGAAAUGGCUAUGGAGUGGCUGUUUAAUCAUCCUGAGGAGCCUGCUCAAGAGGAUGAUGAACUUGCGCAAGCUCUGGCCUUGUCACUAGGGAAACCUUCUGAGGCUCCCAAAGAUGAAUCUUCUGAAAAAGGAAAAGAGGUUUUGAAUGAAGAGAAGCUUCCAGAAAAUCCUCCAGUUGAAGAUAUUCUCUCUACUUGCAUGAAUAUGUUGCAGAGCACAGAUGCUAUUGCUUUUUCCAUGACUGAUUUGAUUGUGACUUUGUGUUGUCAAAACAAAGGGCAGUAUCGUCUUAGGGUUGUUCCUUAUCUUGUACAACAUUUAAAACUCUGGAAGGUUGAUGGAACUGAAAAAGAUAAUAGUCCUGUAUCUACAAUAUCUCAUCUUUUGGCAUUAGUGCUGAGUGAAGACAGUAGUGCGAGAGAAGUGGCAGCAGAAAAUUGUCUUGUUUCUACCGCAUUGGACUUAUUGACAAAUUUUUCCCCAAAGAAUGUUGCAGGAGAAAAAAUUUCUGUUCCUAAAUGGGUGACUGCAUUGCUACUUGUACUUGACCAUAUGUUGCAAUGUAAGCUGCAGCUUGCCUCCGAUACUCAGAACACUACUGGAACUGGAUCACAUGCUAAUACUCCUGAAGACAAUUCAGCUGGUAUGAGUACAGCAAAUAACACUAAUAAGUCUCCUACGGAAGAAAACAAUAAAGAGAGUAGUCCAUUCAUGGAAAUUUUAGGAAGGCCAUCUGGUUACAUGACCACAGAUGAACAGCAGAAGGCAAUGAACAUUGCUUGUGACUAUUUACAGCUACAUCUGCCAGCAACUACUGUACAGUCUGUUCUUCAGUUGUGUGCUAGACUAACAAAGUCACAUUCAAUGGCUAUAAAGUUUCUUGAGAGAGGUGGAUUGGCAUCCCUCUUAAGCCUUCCUCGAAGCAGUUUUUUCCCUGGUUUUGACAGUGUGGCAGCUGCUAUCAUACGCCACCUUCUUGAGGAUCCCCAGACUCUUCAGAUUGCAAUGGAGGUAGAGAUUCGGCAGACUUUAAUCAAUAUCUUAAAUCGUCAUGGUGGCCGUGUCUCUCCUAGAACAUUCUUGACAUCUAUGGCCCCAGUCAUUUCUCGUGAACCUACAAUUUUUAUGCAGACUGCAGCUGUGGUAUGUCAGUUAGAAACUGUAGGGGGAAGGCCUAAUAUCAUACUGUCAAAGGAGAGAGAGGACAAGGAAAAGGGAAAAGAGAAGGAGAAAGUGAAGGAGAAAGAUAAAGAAAAAGAUAAAUCUAAAACUUCUUGUAAUACUGAGGCAUGUGUUCCAUCUGGUGAUGUUGGUCGAGUUCAUGAUGGGAUUGGCAGACCACAUGAUGGAUUGGCUAAGACUCCAAAGGGCCAUAAGAAGAUCCCUCACAGCUUUACCCAAGUUAUUGACCAGCUUCUUGAGGUGAUUUUGCACUAUCCGCCUCCCAGUCAAGGGGAAGAAUGCACAGGUUCAACAAUGGCUAUGGAGGUUGAUGAAGUUGCUCCUAAGGAAAAAGGAAAAGCAAAGAUUGAGGAUACCAUGAAUUCAGAAAGUGACAAUGUUCCUGAUAGCUCUGCAGGGUUAGCUAAAGUUGCUUUUAUUUUAAAGCUAAUGAGUGAUAUUCUUCUUAUGUAUAUACAUGCAGCAGGGGUUGUCCUGCGGCGGGACUCAGAGAGUAGUCAAGGUCGUGGGCCUUGCCAAGGAGCAGAAGUCUCAGGACAUGGUGGCCUUUUGUAUCAUGUAUUGCAUAGGCUUUUACCCUAUCCCAUGGACAAAACAUCGGAAAGCAAUAGUGAAGAGUGGAGAGAAAAGUUAUCUGAAAAGGCUUCUUGGUUUCUGGUAGUGAUAUGUGGCAGAUCGAGUGAAGGAAGAAAACGGGUUAUAUCAGAAAUUGUAAGAGCCCUUAAUAUGGCUUCAAAUUCUGUUAAGGGUUCUUCCAAGCAUGUCCAAUUGCCGAAUAAGAAGGUCCUCGCUUUUGUGGAGUUGGUAAAUUCCAUUCUAUCAAAUAAUGCAUCUUCAGGUAAUACUCAGGUACCAGGAUGCUCUCCUGAUAUGGCGAAAACAAUGAUUGAUACAGCGAUGGUCCAAGCUCUGACAAGUACUCUUCAGGUAAUUGACUUGGACCAUCCUGAUGCUCCAAAACUUGUAAAUCUUAUACUCAAGGCUUUGGAGGCUUUAACCAGAGCUGCCAGCACAGGAGAGCAAAUUUACAAGUCUGAAGAUACAGAUAAGAAAAAGACUUUGGCCGCAGAAGAAAGAAACCAUGGUGGGACGAACAGGGUUCCUAGUGGAGAGGAAACACAAGCUCAGCAGAAUGAAAUCAAUCAGGGUGCAGAACAGCACACAACAGGCAUGGCCCAGCGUCAAGUGCAGAUUGCAGAAGGUAGCUCAGAUCCAGCAAGUGAUCAAGCUGGUAAUGUGAAUGAGCAUAUGGAGCAUGAUAUGCGGAUAGAAAGGGAAGAUACUGCUGAAGCACAUAAUUCACCAGUGCAUGGAGAAGAAUUUAUUCAUGGAACUGUUGAAGUUACCACUGAUUUACACAACUCAACCACAGAAGUGUCUUUCCGUGUGGAACACAGAGCUGAUGAUGAGAUGGGUGACGAAGAAGAUGAUGAGGACAUGGAUGAUGAUGUUGAGGAGGAAGAUGAAGAUGAAGAUGAGGACGAAGAGGAUGACAUAGAAGGGGAAGAAGGUACUGCCCACAUGUCAUUAGCUGAUACUGAUGUUGAAGAUCAUGAAGAUAAUGGACUUGGGGAUGAUUAUGGUGAUGACAUGGUAGAGGAGGAUGAUGAUGACGACUUUCCCGAGAAUCGUGUUAUUGAAGUAAGGUGGAGAGAAGGCUUGGACGGACUGAAUCAUGUACAGGUUCUGGGACAUGCUGGAGGAGGUGGUAAUUUGGUGGAUCUUUCUGCUGAGCCUUUUCAGGGAAUUCACAUGGAGGACAUAUUUGGUCUUCGACGGCCUGCAGGAGUUGAUCGACGCCGCCCAACAGGUCACAGACCAUUUCCUGAACGUCCAGGACUAGAUCGUGGAGGUGCCUUUCAACACCCUCUACUUACCAGGCCUGCUCAGUCUGGUGGAGCAACUUCCAAUGGUUCUAUAUGGGCUACUUCUGGGAACAUUUCUAGAGAUUCGGCAGCAAUAUCAGGAGGAAGCUUUGAUGUUGCACAAUUUUUCAUGUAUGAUGCUCCCAUGCUGCUACCCCCAGAUCAUUCUGGAGGAGCAUUUUUUGGAGAUCGUGGGGUUGGUGGUCCACCUCCUUUGCUUGAUUUUUCAAUGGAUCCUAUAUUUUUAACUGGAAGGCGUGGUCCAGGUAAUGGCAGGUGGACUGAUGAUGGCCAACCGCAAGCUGGAGCUCAAGCUGCAAGCAUUGCUCAAGCAGUAGAAGAGGAGUUCCUUUCACAAUUGCGGAGCCUUACUCAAUCAAUUGAAGAGAGCCCAUCGAGACAGGCUGUUGUUCCUAGUACAGACAAUGCUGAUGGAGGGCAACAAACUACAGCUGCAGUUAUGGAAACUGAUGUACAACCCAAUUUACCAUCUGGUAAUCCUAGUGGACAACAAAUUGAAGAACAUCAAAUGGGUGAAGCUGAUUUAUCACAGGUGCAGCAGAAUGCUAGUGUGGAGCACAGUGAGCAAAGGCAUCCAGAUUUUGAUGUUGAUGGCAAUCGAGAUGAUCCUGACGUUCUGAUGAGGGAUGAAGGUAAUGAAGCAGGAAAUAGGGAUUUAGAAUCUGAAAGUCAAGACAGUGAAGGAAGUGGUGCAACUAUGGGUGAAAGUCUUCGUAGUUUGGAAGUUGAAACUGGAAGCGCAGAUGGCCGUGAGGAAACUGAAAGACAGGGGGCCAACCAGACACUCGCAGUUUCCACUGCUGAGAAUUCAGAUGCCAGGGGCAACAGCAUGGAUGCAGAGAAUAUUAAUAGUGAAUUGAGAGGUGCAGAUUUAGUUGGUCAAGAACGGGAUGCAGAUGUGGAUCAGAGUCAUACUACAGCUGACACUUCUGUACAUUUGCAGGCUCAAAAUGAGGCUGCUCAAGGUGGAAAUAAUGAAUUGGCUGAGAGAAGCGGUGAGGGAACUAGGACAAAUACUAUUGACCCCACAUUUUUGGAAGCACUUCCAGAGGAUCUUCGAGCUGAAGUACUAGCUUCUCAGCAAGUUCAAUCUGCAAGAGCUGCAAAUUAUACCCCACCUCCAGCAGAAGAUAUUGAUCCAGAAUUUCUAGCGGCUCUUCCUCCGGAUAUCCAGGCUGAAGUCUUAGCACAACAGCGUGCACAGAGAGUAGUGCAAAGCCAGCAAGCUGAAGGGCAGCCUGUGGAUAUGGACAGUGCUUCAAUAAUUGCAACCUUUCCUGCCGAGCUUCGUGAAGAGGUUCUGUUAACAUCCUCAGAAGCAGUUCUUGCUGCCUUGUCUCCAGCACUUCUUGCAGAGGCGCAGAUGCUGAGAGAAAGAGCAAUGAGUCAGUAUCAACACCGUGGCUUUCUUGGAGCAGGGCAUAGACUUGGUGGUAGAAGACACAAUAUAGGAACUGGAGGCCAGGCUUUGGAGAGGGGUGUGGGCAAUAGUAUUGGGCUUACAUUGGGUCGCAGGCCAGGCACAUCCCUUGGUAAUGCAAUAAAGAUGAAAGAAGUGGAAGGGAAAGCUCUGGUAGAUACAGAUGCUCUCAAAGCAAUGCUUCAGCUUUUAAGGCUAGCUCAGCCUUUGGGUAAAGGUCUGCUUCAGAGACUUCUAUUGAAUCUCUGUGCUCAUGUUGCUACAAGGGCUACUCUAGUUCACCUUUUGCUAGAUAUGUUGAGACCUGAAGCAGAAGGAUUUCCAGUUGAGUCCAAUGGUAUUCCAUCCCAGAGACUCUAUGGAUGCCAAUGGAAUGUGGUUUAUGCACGGUCCCAACUUUCAGAUGACUGUUUAUGUGCAGGUGUACCACCUCUUGUUUCUCGCCGUGUCCUUGAGAUUUUGACAUAUCUAGCAAAAAAUCAUUUUGGUGUUGCUGAUCUUCUUUUCUUCAUGGAAUCAUGCCCAACAUUGGAUGCGGCAUCUCAGACACCAACAAUAUCAAAUGGGGAGAAAGGCAAAGGAAAGAUUCUUGAUGAAGUUCAUGGUUCACAUUCAUCAGAGAGAACUGAAAGCGGGGAAAUUCCUCUAAUAUUACUUCUAAAGCUGCUUAAUCAGCCAUUGUUUUCAAGAAGCAGCGCUCAUCUAGAACAGCUUAUGGGGCUUCUUGAGGUUGUCAUGAACAAUGUUGGAGUUAAAAGUGAAUUAGAAGCUCCACCUAGUCAUCCACAGGAUGUUGUGACACAGGCAGAUGAUGGUCAUGUUGAAAGUGAACCUCUGCCUGAGACUGGUCCCAAUGUUGCUUCGGCUAUCCAAACAGGUGAACCUGCUUCUUUGGAAAGCAAUGAUGAUGCUUACUUACCUGGGAGCUCAGAUGCAACUAAACCAAUCGAAGGUCAGGAAGCCUCAGCCUCAGGGUCAAAGAAGGAAAUGGAUGCAUCUGAGGUUCUCCUACAACUACCCCAGAGAGAGUUACAAAACCUGUGUAAACUUUUGGCAAAGGAGGGGCUGUCAGAUACGGUGUAUACAAAGGUGGCAGAGGUUCUUAAGAAGCUAGCUAGCAUUGCUCUGACCCAUCGGAAGCUUUUCAUUUCUGAAUUGGCAGAUUCUGCCCAUAAUCUUAGUGGUGAUGCAGUUGGUGAGCUUGUAACACUUAGAGACAUGGAGUUAUUGGGGGGGAAUGCUUGUUCUAUGGCAGGAGCAGCUAUAUUGAGAGUUCUACAAGCAUUGAGUACUUUAACAUCAGAUGUUGGUACAUCAGAUGACAAGGAACAUGAAAUUCUUUCAGUUGUUCGGGAACUAAACAUGGCUCUUGAUCCAUUAUGGCAGGGACUGAGUGUUUGUAUAAGUAAAAUAGAACAGAGUUUGGGAAAUGCCUCGGAAGUUUCAGCUUCAGCAAGUAGAAAUGCUGGAGCAACAUCUGUGGCACCCCCUCUACCUCCUGGUACACAAAGGGUUCUGCCAUUUAUAGAGGCAUUUUUUGUUUUAUGUGAGAAAUUGCAGUUAGUAACUAGUGCCGCUCAGCAUGAUUCUGAUGAUGCUAGUACUAGUGAUGCUGCACAACUAAAAAAGGUAGAGGGAGGUAUGACAUUUGUUAAGUUUGCUGAUAAGCAUCGCAGACUUCUCAAUGCUUUUGUGCGGCAGCAUCCUGGGUUACUGGAGAAAUCCCUUUCUCUCAUGUUAAAAACACCUCGUCUAAUUGACUUUGACAAUAAGCGAUCAUUUUUCCGCUCACGGAUUAGACAGCAGAAUGAGCAGCACAAUUAUAACCCUCUUCGAAUUUGUGUUCGUAGAACAUAUGUGCUAGAAGAUUCUUAUAGUCAAUUACGGAUGCGUUCUGUAGAUGAUAUCAAAGGACGCUUGACAGUGCAGUUUCAGGGAGAGGAGGGUAUUGAUGCUGGUGGCUUAACAAGAGAAUGGUAUCAAUUACUGUCUAGGGUGAUAUUCGACAAAGGAGCACUACUGUUUACUACUGUUGGAAAUGAAUCUACUUUUCAGCCCAAUCCAAACUCCGUUUAUCAAACUGAACACCUAUCGUACUUCAAGUUUGUUGGAAGAGUGGUUGCUAAAGCAUUAUUCGAUGGUCAACUGUUGGAUGUUCACUUCACCCGAUCUUUCUACAAACACAUACUUGGAGUAAGAGUUGCAUACCAUGAUAUCGAGGCCAUUGAUCCAGAUUACUUUAAGAAUCUGAAAUGGAUGCUUGAGAAUGAUAUUAGUGACAUACUUGACCUCACAUUCAGUAUAGAUGCAGACGAGGAAAAACGUAUCCUAUAUGAGAAGACAGAGGUAACUGAUUAUGAGCUUAUAUCUGGGGGAAGAAAUAUACGUGUCACAGAUGAAAACAAACAUCAAUAUGUGGAUCUUGUAGCAGAGCAUAUACUGACAAAUGCUAUUCGUUCCCAAAUUAAUGCCUUUAUGGAAGGAUUCAAUGAGUUGAUACCAAGGCAUCUUAUAUCAAUAUUCAAUGAUAAAGAACUUGAACUUCUGAUCAGUGGCCUUCCUGAAAUUGAUCUUGAUGAUCUAAAGUCCAGCACAGAAUACACAGGAUAUACUUCAGCAUCUCCUGUUAUUCAGUGGUUUUGGGAGGUUGUGCAAGGAUUUGGUAAGGAGGACAUGGCACGCUUGUUGCAGUUUGUCACAGGAACCUCAAAGGUUCCUUUGGAAGGGUUUAAAGCCCUUCAGGGCAUAUCUGGCCCUCAAAGGUUUCAGAUUCAUAAGGCAUAUGGAGCACCAGAACGUUUGCCUUCGGCUCACACAUGCUUCAAUCAGUUAGACCUGCCUGAGUACUCGUCUAAGGAACAGCUCCAGGAGCGGUUGCUAUUGGCGAUUCAUGAAGCUAGUGAAGGGUUUGGCUUUGGUUGAUCUGAUGAAAGAACAUUAUCCAGUAUGCGUUCCAUGGAUGAAAUUGUAAUUGGGAGAUUAUCACCAGCACUCUUUCGAUAUUGCUAGAAAUCUGGCAUCUAAGUUUCAUGCCCAUGUGCGAGACUUACCUUGAAUGAUUAUGUCAGUUUGUAUAAAUCUCUUUUAUAUCGACGGAAGUCAUUUUUCUUCUCACUGAAAGCAUUUUGCAGUGAGUCUGUCAUUUGUCCAUUGCUGCAAUUGAUAAUUUUUGUUAUAUAAGCCAUUUGAGCAGAGUAUAGGGUGAGAUGUACCAUUGAUUUUUGCCCACCUUGUUUUGGUAUUAACGUGGCAAUGCCAUUGAAUUGAUAUCUCAUGAACAUGUACAUUAUGAUAGGAUCUGUAAACGCUGCUGGAUAAGUAUUUGUAAUUAAAUCAAUUUCUUUGAAUUUUGAUUAAGAUAAAUGAAGGUGCCCAUUGUCCUUUUUUGUGUACAA